Molecule: messenger RNA, 1971 nt
Organism: Propithecus coquereli (Coquerel's sifaka)
Lineage: Eukaryota; Metazoa; Chordata; Mammalia; Primates; Indriidae
Gene: TCERG1L
Product: transcription elongation regulator 1-like
Exons: 15
Coding region: 1-1971 (656 amino acids)
Cellular component (GO): nucleus
Molecular function (GO): transcription coregulator activity; RNA polymerase binding
Source: RefSeq, a predicted model, not a curated record
AUGAGUCGAGAGGUGAUGAGAGACCCCGGUGGCGCUGCGGCCGCGGGCGGGACAGAGCCGUGUCCUGCGGGCCCGGGGACUGCGGGACAGCGCCGGCAUCCAGGGGGCCUGGGACUGCAGCGGGGGGACCGGUGCCGCCUGGUGCCGCCUGGCGGCGACUGCGUGGCCUGCUCCGAGCCGGCUCGGUUCUUUGGAGCCGGCAGCGCAAGCUCAGCCGAGCGCGGCCCGCGCGGCCCCCAUCGGCGCCCUCAGCCCCAGUCCAGCAGCGGGACGGGCCGGUUCGGGUGCCGCCACCUCGGCUUCUGCUCGCCUUCGAGUGCGGGGCCGGAGCCCGGCGCUGCCAUCCGCGCCUCCCUGGUGGCCGCACCGUCCGCAAGGGCCAGAGGCCACCAGCGGCGGUUCCGGAGCCCGGGCAAGCGGAUCCGCCGGAUCCCUGCCCCGCACGCCCUCGCUGGUCCCCGCCCCCAGGUCCAGGACGCAGGCGAGAGAGGGGCGGGGCCGGAGCUGGGGACCCGCAAGGGGAGAAAGGGGCGGGGACCGUGGCUGCUGGGGGGCCCUUCCGCGCCCCUGGGACUGCCCCCCGCUUCUGCUGUGGAGCUGGUGCCCCUUUUCCCACACGUUAUUGGCCCUUCUGCUCUUCCGCCUCCUAUUGGGAAAAGUUGGAUAGAUAAAAGGAUACCUAAUUGUAAGAUCUUCCUAAAUAAUUCCUUUGCUCUGGACUCAACGUGGAUACAUCCUGAGGAGUCAAGAUUGUUCCAUGGGCAUGAAAAGCCUCACCUGCUGGCCAAUCAGGUAGCUGUGUCUCUGUCGAGGCCAGCCGCUGUCUCCAGACCGCUUCCCACGGUGGUGUUAACAUCUCAGCCUAUUCCAGGUGGUUGCCACAACAGCCUUAAGCCGAUCAGCAGUGGUCCCACAAUCGCCAUUGCCGCCGCCGCCGCCGCUGCCGCCAUGGUCUCCGUGGACCCCGAGGGUCUCCGGGCCCCGUCACCCUCCAGCGUGCAGCCGUGCCACUUCCUGACCCUGGCACCCAUCAAAAUACCCCUGCGGACGGCCCCCUUCGCAGAUAAAAGUAAGGAGCUCUGCCGCCGCGCGCCCUGCCCCCCCGCCCUGGUGCUGCACACGGAGAGGAAGAGCCGGCCUGGAGACAAGGAGGACAAGGAGCCCCCGUCAAUGCUCGGGAGAGGAGAGGACGGCGCGGCCAGAGGCAGCAGGCCCGUGGCCUCCACCCCCGUGCCCGGAUCGCCCUGGUGUGUGGUCUGGACGGGAGACGACCGGGUUUUCUUCUUCAACCCAACCAUGCAGCUGUCUGUCUGGGAGAAGCCCACGGACCUGAGGAACCGUGGGGACCUCAACAGGAUCAUCGAGGACCCUCCCCACAAGCGCAAGCUGGAGGCCGCAGCAGCCCACGACAGCGACGGAUCCAGUUCGGAAGACGGCAGGGAAGACCAGGACGUGAAAACCAAGCGGAACCGGACCGAAGGUUGCGAGAGCCCAGAGCUGGAGGAGGCAGAGAAGGAGGACAAAGGCACGAGGACGCCAGCCCCGCAGGUCCUCCUGCCCCUGGAGGAGCGCGCGACCCACUUCCGAGACAUGCUCCUGGAGCGAGGGGUGUCAGCGUUUUCCACCUGGGAGAAAGAAUUACACAAAAUUGUGUUUGACCCUCGCUACCUUCUGCUGAACUCCGAGGAGCGAAAACAGAUAUUUGAACAGUUUGUCAAGACCAGAAUAAAAGAAGAAUAUAAGGAAAAGAAAAGUAAAUUGCUGCUAGCCAAAGAAGAAUUCAAAAAGCUUCUAGAGGAAUCUAAAGUGUCACCCAGGACGGAGGAGACAAGAAAGGAAGGAGGGAGGAAGGAGAGAGGGAGGAAGGAAGGGAGGAAAAGGAAAACCAGAAAGAAGCGCUUUUCNCAAUUCAUACUUAUUCUGAAGAAACGGGACAAGGAAAACAGACUGAGGCUACGGAAAAUGAGAUGA